UGUCAGCUGGCAUGCUGGGUGGGGCCUAUUUAGCCGGCAGGGGCACAAGUCUGGGGACACUGAACUGGUGUCCCUGCCCCAAGUCGUUGCAGCCCCGGCCAGCCCCGGGGCUCACAUCUCCUCCGCGGGUCCCCCAGCUCCGCGAUGAUGGCAGAAGAGCACACAGACCUGGAGGCCCAGAUCAUCAAGGACAUUCACUGCAAGGAGAUCGACCUGGUGAACCGAGACCCCAAGAACAUUAACGAGGACAUAGUGAAGGUGGACUUUGAGGACGUGAUCGCAGAACCUGUGGGUACCUACAGCUUUGACGGCGUGUGGAAGGUGAGCUACACCACCUUCACCGUCUCCAAGUACUGGUGUUACCGCCUGCUGUCCACCCUGCUGGGCGUCCCGCUGGCGCUGCUCUGGGGCUUCCUGUUCGCUUGCAUCUCCUUCUGCCACAUCUGGGCCGUGGUGCCCUGCAUCAAGAGCUACCUGAUUGAGAUCCAGUGCAUCAGCCACAUCUACUCGCUCUGCAUCCGCACCUUCUGCAACCCGCUCUUCGCAGCCCUGGGCCAGAUGUGCAGCAACAUCAAGGUGAUGCUGCGGAAGGAAGUGUAACGCCAGGUGGGGCCAAGGGGGCGGCCGGGCAGGGGAGUCAGGCCAGGCUGGUCCCACGGUACUGCUCCACGGGGGCUGCUGGGGCGCUCUUUCUCUGUGGGGACUGCUGCUUCCCCCCCACGGCAGGAGCACAGAGUUUUCUGAAAGCCAGAAAGACAGAGCCACCACAGAAGCACAGCGGCCCUUCACUCCACCCCCAUCCCACCACGAUGCCCCCGUGACCAUGCACGAGGGAAGAUCAUUUGCUAAGAGGCAGCUACUGCAAGUCUUUGCUUUCACGUGUACUGUAACAGCACAGACCAGCACUCAGUUCCCACCCAGGGGUGACCUGCCCACACGCGCCACCCAGGAAAUCCACCGGUGACUGUCGGCGUUGGGAGGGUGGCGCCAAUAAAGGGUUU
Molecule: messenger RNA, 1001 nt
Organism: Rhinolophus ferrumequinum (greater horseshoe bat)
Lineage: Eukaryota; Metazoa; Chordata; Mammalia; Chiroptera; Rhinolophidae
Gene: CAV3
Product: caveolin 3
Exons: 2
Coding region: 145-600 (151 amino acids)
Biological process (GO): caveola assembly; regulation of membrane depolarization during cardiac muscle cell action potential
Cellular component (GO): caveola
Molecular function (GO): molecular adaptor activity; connexin binding; transmembrane transporter binding
Source: RefSeq, a predicted model, not a curated record